Molecule: messenger RNA, 487 nt
Organism: Malus domestica (apple)
Lineage: Eukaryota; Viridiplantae; Streptophyta; Magnoliopsida; Rosales; Rosaceae
Product: defensin-like protein 4
Biological process (GO): defense response
Cellular component (GO): plant-type cell wall; mitochondrion
Source: RefSeq, a predicted model, not a curated record
GUUCUUUGCAUUAGCGAUUGAGAUCUCUCUUAUCAUACACAAGCACACACACACAAACACACAUAUCACACACCAAAGAAACAUAUAUUCAAAUGGAGCAUUCUAUGCGUCUUGUUUCAGCUGCCUUCGUUCUUGUCCUGCUUUUCGCUGCUACCGAGAUGGGACCAAUGGGUGUUGAGGCAAGGAGUAAGUCAGACAAGGUAGCUAAGGAAAGGACAUGUGAGGCUGCGAGCGGCAAGUUCAAGGGGUUGUGCUUUUCGUCUACCAACUGUAAAAACACUUGCAAAGUGGAGAAAUUCACCGGAGGCCAAUGCCAGGGCUUUCGUCGUAGAUGCAUGUGCAACAAAAAGUGCUAAUUAAUUUGUUAAAAAAAAUGUAAUAUUUGUUGGGAUUGUGUUUGUGUAAUGAGAUGGAUUGAAAUGACUCUGUAUCCACAGGGUAGCUUUUGCUAAUAAAUUGAAUGACCCUGCAUGGAUCAUUAAUUUUA